AAGUGCAGAACGUGCAGAGGUACAAGAAUACAGCUACACUUUAGCUCAGCCCUGAACCGAUCUCGUCGCAUGCGCAAUCAUCUCCGGUUGAUGCCACGAAGGCGUAUAACUGGCGUAUAUGAAUUUGACGUGCCUGCUCGAUGACUGUUGUCCACGUGACCAUCAGCACGUAUAUAGGUACAUACAUACAUGUUUACAUAUAUACCCUUUCCUACCCAAACAAUGUGAAACGUAUGUUGACGAAUGCUCCCGUUUGACUGGUGAGAGAGAUUUCAUCUUUGGACUCGUUCGCAAGAAUCUGUCUCUUUUACAGAUAAUAAGCUUGGAGAUGGCAACGUCCGAGAGCGACGCCGAUUUCGAGAGUGCCGACGAGGAAAUGGGCCGCGGCGCGUCCACCAGAAGGGACAAUCGGGCGGUCUACUGGCCGUCGCCAUCGACAGUGGAUUCCGAGUCGGACGACGACACGGAAUACGUCCAGCGUACGCCGUACAGACAGUCAGACUGGCAGAGCAGACCCGAGCCUUUCAUAACGGCUGCAUCACCAGAUGUGGCAAGGGGUCGAGGGACCUCUGCGAUUAGUGAUAAGCAUGAUGAUAAGAUUGAUAGUGAUGUCAAAGUUGAACGCGAUGUACGCGCCGUGAAGUCAGUCGAUUGUGCCGAAAAGUCUUCUAGCAGCCAAAAAGAUAGCUCUUCUCCGGUCGAAUCAGCGAAAUUACCCUUGCCAACGUCUACGGCAUCGUCAAAGGAUGAGAGUACAGAAUCUGUGGUAGGUAGUAGCGAGAGUGUGAAGCCGAAUGAUGCCGUGUCUAGGGUAGCAGCAGCAAAACCUACAAAAAGCCUCCGAUCUAAGCAACGAGACUCGCCCCACCAAUUGGGUGCAAAGAAAUUAGGAAGUAAAAUUAGAAAAGAUAACGUCGGUGAAUCUCGCGUCAGAGAUAGUGUAGGCAUAGAACAGACGGAUGAGUGUUUAGCUCCGAGUUUACAUAAGGAACUGUUAGAAUCUGCGAAGAAGGACAUGGAAUGUAGAUCGCAGGAAAAGUCUAAGAAUAAGUUAGCAGAUAAGCAAUCCGAAUCAUCUCCGACGAAAGAUUUGUCGGAGAUGGACAUGCCAGAAGAGUUGAAAUCAGAUAAGAAAUUUAAAGAAAUCUUUCAGCCGGAAGGUUGGGAGGGACUUGGAAGUGACAUUGAAUUGCCUGACGAGUUGACGGAAGAAAAAUUGCAGACUGUAAUGGAACGGCUCUCUUUGACGAAUAAAGAACCGGAGGGCUCUUUAGGAAGCUGGGGCAGUUGGGGUAACUGGGGUGUAACUUCGAUAAUUAACACCGCUACCGCGAGUGUAUCUACCCUGACUAGUCACGUGUCUCAAGGACUUAUGCUUUUAGAAGGUACAAUGGGAUUACAGGAUCCUGAGGAAGAACCAAUAACAACAGAGCAGGACGAAGCUGUCACACCUGAUGAUGGUGGAGACUCAAAACCAAUUCAGGAGCAAGACAAUCAAUCGUACAAUACGUUUGGAUUCGGGAAUUUGAUGUCAGGAGUAUCCUCGAUCACAAAAUUGGUCGAAUCCACCAGUAACAAAGUCAUGACAGGCGGUUUAGAUACAUUAGAAGCUAUCGGGAAAAAAACAAUGGAGGUGUUGCAAGAGGGUGAUCCCGGGUUAAAGAAGAAAAGAGCCUUCUUUAUGAACGAGCCCGAGAAACCCAUUUUAUCGCAGAUUCUUAGGGAAGCAAAAGAGAAAGCCGAAGCCGAGGAGAAAACAAUGGAGGAGCGCGAAUUAGCGAGGAAGAUACAUUUCGAGAGCCUGUUUGACGAUUAUCAAGGUCUAGUCCAUUUGGAGGCUUUAGAAAUGUUAUCGAAACAGUGUAAUAUGAAAAUUCAGCAACAUUUAAUCGCACUGGACGCAAAUGAAUUUACUUCCGUGCAAGAAACGUUGGACGAGAUCAAAGAACUGUGCGACUUGGGCGAUGAAGAGGAGAAAGGAAGCGAUAAAAAUUUUAAGGAUAGAUUAAUGGAACCUUGUCACGAUCUCGGCGUUGAUAUUACAUACGAGAAGCUAAAUGAUGUUUGGACUGAGAUAGAAACUUAUCUCGCGACAACGCACACGGAUCAGGAAAUCUUCCAGAAAGCUAUAUCGACAUUAGCACAAUUCACGGCGCUUUCCGUAGAGAGGUUCCAUAAGACGGCAGAAUUGUUGUUGAUCAAGGAACGACGCAGUACGGUUAACGAAGCCGAUGCAUUGGUGCAACUUACCAAUAUUCUGUCCGAUCAGAUCAACUCGUUGGCCAGCUCGUUCUGCAACACGCUGAAUAAACUUGCCGAGACCGCGGAGAAGCCGGACAACAUUAACGCGAAUAUAACAACGAUCUUUUUAGAAGCUGCUAACGCAAAUUCGUAUGUUCAAGAUGCUUUUAGACUCCUCAUUUCUAUUUUGCAAGUUGGAGCUAUUUGAAGUCUUAAAAUGUUACACGAAGUAUAAUGAAACUUUUUAUAUGCUUUAUAUUUAAAACGAUAUCGUCUCUAGAUUAAAUAUAAUUUUCGGCAUACAUAUAUAGGCAUGGAUUAUAGUGUUACUAUUUCUCUGUAUCACAACUAAUUUACCUUCUCUUGUUCAAGACUUAUUCUCGAAAACGGGACCAACUUGUUAACUCAGAGUAUAUUAACGUAUUUUAUCAUUAUCGAUUUUUUCAUAUUUAUAUAUAUAUAAUUUGCAAUUUAUAUAUGUAUAUAAUUUGAUUAUAAUUUGCAUUAUAAUCAAAAUACAUGUAAAACAGUAUCUCUGGUUCCACUACAGAUUUUCAGAGUGUUAUCUUAAUAUAUCUGUCCAUAAAAUGCAAUUGUUAUAUUCUCAAAUAAUAUAAAUCUGUAAAUAUUUAAUGUGACGAUAUAAUAUAUGUAUAAUAAAUAAUAUCAAAUGUUGAGUAUCUGCGUAAAAAUAAAAUCUAUAAGUUUCAAUAAAGACUGUAUCGCGUAUACUUAUGACAUACAUACGUGAAAAAAAAACAGAUGAGAAGGAACAAAACAUGAGAGA
This is a messenger RNA of Ooceraea biroi (clonal raider ant), 3028 nucleotides long. Its product is annotated as protein FAM114A2. NCBI's taxonomy places the organism in Eukaryota, Metazoa, Arthropoda, Insecta, Hymenoptera, Formicidae. The record is from RefSeq and is a predicted model, not a curated record.